CAGAAUUUCAUUUGUGAUAAUCUAUACACGCACCAUGGCUUCGAGUUCAAGAACAUCAUUCGUACUAGCUUCCCGGGCAUCCAAACUCGCACAGAUCCAAACGAAUAUCGUCAGAGAUGGCCUCGAGACUACAUUUCCGACCCUUUCAUUCAGCACGUCAUUUAUGACGACCGAGGGCGAUAAGAACCAAUCUCAAGCGUUAUAUCUACUCGGAGGAAAGGCGCUAUGGACAAAAGAACUCGAGGUUGCAUUGAAGGAGGAUGUGGUUGAUAUGCUGAUACAUAGUUUGAAGGAUGUCCCCACGACCCUACCGCACGGCUGCGAAAUCGGAGCGAUAUUGGAGAGAGAGAAUCCUGUCGAUAGCCUGGUGGUGAAGCAGGGCUUGCCUUACAGGACACUGGAAGAUUUACCAGAUGGCAGUGUCGUGGGUACGAGCAGCGUUCGGAGAGUAGCGCAGUUGCGGAGGUCUUUCCCUGGCUUGGUAUUUCUGGACGUCCGAGGAAAUUUAAACACCCGUCUUGCAAAACUCGACGCCCCCGAUGGUCCUUAUACGGCGCUUAUACUAGCCAAGGCCGGUCUUGUACGACUAGGCAUGGGGGAUCGCAUCACAGCAGAUCUCGCCGCGCCAAUACUCUUCCACGCUGUCUCUCAAGGUGCUUUGGCAAUUGAGAUCCGCGCAUACGAUCAGGAAGCACGGGAAUUGUGCAAAGCCCUAACCCACCAGGAAACACAGUGGAAGUGCCUCGCAGAGAGGGCAUUAUUGAGAGAACUGGAAGGUGGAUGUAGUGUUCCUGUUGGUGUUUCUACAUCGCUAUCGCAGAUUGAUAAAAGCGCUGGGAAACUGACGCGUGCAACCCUCGAGAUAACGGGUUGCGUCACAUCACUUGAUGGUUCCGUACAUGUCCAAGAUACUCUUUCGCAGGAAGUCGAAAGCAUACAGGGCGCAGAGGAGCUGGGUAAAAAUCUUGCAACAAAAUUGAUGGCGAACGGUGCGAAGGUGAUAUUGGACGACAUCACUCGAGAUAGACGGAAGAGGGCCAGUGAAGCAGAGACAGCAGAAUGAACAAAAAUUUGCAAUUGCUGGUAUUGCAAGUUGAUUUACAUUUCAUAUACAAAAUCAUAUCUUAUGUACUUGUCGAAUACGCGUUGUCUCUUGCAGUUCAAGUACGCAAGAUCAUGAAGACGAUGAACCAGCAAUCCUGAAGAGCAAGAAGAAUUAUCUACCUUCCCGCGAGCGCCUGCAAGUCCCUGGACAAUUUCGAGCAGCAGGUGACUCUAAAGCAGGAAGGAG
Molecule: messenger RNA, 1291 nt
Organism: Suillus fuscotomentosus
Lineage: Eukaryota; Fungi; Basidiomycota; Agaricomycetes; Boletales; Suillaceae
Product: porphobilinogen deaminase, dipyromethane cofactor binding domain-containing protein
Exons: 3
Coding region: 35-1063 (342 amino acids)
Biological process (GO): heme biosynthetic process
Cellular component (GO): cytoplasm
Molecular function (GO): hydroxymethylbilane synthase activity
Source: RefSeq, a predicted model, not a curated record